This is a messenger RNA of Candoia aspera, 857 nucleotides long. RefSeq names its product ADP-ribosyltransferase 1 (gene ART1). The record is from RefSeq and is a predicted model, not a curated record. The transcript has 2 exons. Bases 15 to 857 code for a protein of 280 amino acids. Gene Ontology annotation, molecular function: NAD+-protein-arginine ADP-ribosyltransferase activity; NAD+ poly-ADP-ribosyltransferase activity. Lineage: Eukaryota; Metazoa; Chordata; Lepidosauria; Squamata; Candoiidae.
GAAAGGAGUGAGCCAUGAAGUGUCCAUCCUUCCCGACGUCCGUGGUCCUCUGUUUGAUGGCGAUGCUCACAGGAAAUGUCCAGGUCCUCCCCGUUCCCCUCAAAACAAGAAGAGACCUCUUCCCUGUCAAGGAGGCGCCGCUCAACAUGGCCUUGACGUCUUUCGACGACCAAUACAAGGGCUGCGUGGAGUCGAUGGAAGGGAAACUGGCGGAGCUGAACCGCACUGAGUUUGCCCGCAACAGAGUCUAUGCUGAGGCCUGGGGAGAGGCGGCCUCCAAGUGGUGGGACAAGAGAAGGGUGUCCUCCUUGGAGCCCCCCACGCUGGAGCCGGAGCACGCCAUCACCCUCAUGGCCUACACCGCCCAGGGCCGCUUCCACAGGGACUUCAACGCAGCCGUGAGGGAAGCCGGGCGCACCAGGGACGACUACCUCAGCCGCUUCCACUUCAAGGCCUUCCACUUCCUCCUGACGCGGGCCCUCCAUGUCCUGGGGGCCGCUGCCCAGCCUCGCUGCCACAAGGUGUACCGCGGGGUCAGGAACGUCCGCUUCACGUUGGAGCGCGCCAAGCCUGUCCGCUUUGGGCAAUUCACCUCUUCGUCGCGGAGCAACGAGAGCGCUCUGCGGUUCGGCACAGACACCUUCUUCACCAUUGAGACUUGCUACGGGGUCAACAUCAAGAAUUACUCCUCCUUCCCGGGCGAGGAAGAGGUCCUCAUCCCUCCCUUUGAGAAGUUCAAGGUGGCUAAUUUCACAAAGGGGCAAGAGACCAACUUCAUCCAUCUUCUCUCGCUUGAGGAUGCCAGCGUCUACAACUGUGUGCUUGUGACAGGUAACAGCCAAGGGGCAGGGCCUUGA